Molecule: messenger RNA, 5578 nt
Organism: Columba livia (rock pigeon)
Lineage: Eukaryota; Metazoa; Chordata; Aves; Columbiformes; Columbidae
Gene: OPLAH
Product: 5-oxoprolinase, ATP-hydrolysing
Exons: 28
Coding region: 35-4276 (1413 amino acids)
Biological process (GO): glutathione metabolic process
Cellular component (GO): cytosol
Molecular function (GO): 5-oxoprolinase (ATP-hydrolyzing) activity
Source: RefSeq, a predicted model, not a curated record
AGCCCCGAGCCGCCCGGUCCCGUCCCGUCCGGCCAUGGCGGCGUCGCCCGGUCCCCGCGGGUUCCAAUUCGCCAUCGACCGCGGCGGCACCUUCACCGACGUGUUCGCCCGCUGCCCCGGCGGCCGCGUCCGCGUCCUCAAGCUGCUCUCCGAGGAUCCCGCGUACCCCGACGCCCCCACCGAGGGCAUCCGCCGCGUGCUGGAGGAGGAGCGGGGGGUGCCGCUGCCGCGGGACCAGCCCCUGGACGCCACCGGCAUCGAGUGGAUCCGCAUGGGGACCACGGUGGCCACCAACGCGCUGCUGGAGCGCCGGGGCGAGCGCCUGGCGCUGCUGGUCACCCGCGGCUUCCGCGACCUGCUGCACAUCGGCAACCAGGCGCGCCCCGACCUCUUUGACCUGGCGGUGGCCAUGCCCGAGGUGCUGUACGAGGAGGUGAUCGAGGUGGACGAGCGGCUCAUCCCGCACCAGCCCGACUGCCGCCUGCCCGGCAGCGCCAGCCUGCCACGCCUGGAAGGCACCACGGGGCCGGCGCUGCUGGUGCAGCGGCCGCUGGAGCUGUCGGCGCUGCGGCCGGAGCUGGAGCGGGUGCUGGCGCGCGGCAUCCGCAGCCUGGCUGUGCUGCUGCUGCACUCCUACGCGUGGCCGGGCCACGAGGAGCAGGUGGGGGCCCUGGCGCGGGAGCUGGGUUUCCAGCACGUGUCGCUGUCCUCGUCGGUGGCGCCCAUGGCGCGGGCGGUGCCGCGCGGCUACACGGCGUGCGCCGACGCCUACCUGACGCCCUGCGUGCAGCGCUACCUGCGCGGCUUCCGCGCCGGCUUCGCCGACCAGCUGCGGGACGUGCCGGUGCUGUUCAUGCGCUCGGACGGCGGGCUCACCCCCAUGGAGCAGUUCGGCGGCGCGGGCGCCAUCCUGUCCGGGCCGGCGGGCGGCGUGGUUGGCUACGCCGCCACCGCGUUCCGGCGCCAGGAGGGCCGGCCGGUCAUCGGCUUCGACAUGGGCGGCACCUCCACCGACGUGAGCCGCUACGCCGGGGACCUGGAGCACGUCUUCGAGGCCACCACAGCCGGCGUCACCAUCCAGGCGCCGCAGCUCGACAUCAACACCGUGGCGGCCGGAGGAGGCUCCCGCCUCUUCUUCAGGUCUGGGCUCUACGUGGUCGGUCCUGAGUCUGCGGGUGCCAACCCCGGCCCUGCCUGCUACCGCAAGGGGGGUCCCCUGACGGUCACCGACGCCAACCUGUGCCUGGGCCGCCUGCUCCCCGAGUUCUUCCCGCGCAUCUUCGGGCCGGGCGAGGACCAGCCGCUGUGCCGGGACGCGGCGGCGCGGGCCUUCCGCGCCAUGGCCGCCGACAUCGCCGCCUUCAACGCCACCAGCGGCCCCGGCCCCGGCGCCGAGCCCUCGGUGGAGGAGGUGGCCAUGGGCUUCGUGCGGGUGGCCAACGAGGCCAUGUGCCGGCCCAUCCGCGCGCUCACGCAGGCGCGGGGGCACGACACGGCGCAGCACGUGCUGGCGUGCUUUGGGGGCGCAGGGGGGCAGCACGCCUGCGCCAUCGCCCGCGCGCUCGGCAUGAGCCGCGUCUUCAUCCACAAGCACAGCGGGCUGCUGUCGGCGCUGGGGCUGGCGCUGGCGGACGUGGUGCAGGAGGCGCAGGAGCCGUGCGCGCUGCGCUACGAGCCGCAGAGCUUCGCCCGGCUGGACGCGCGGCUGGACGCGCUGCGGCGGCGCUGCCGGGACGCGCUGCGCCAACAGGGCUUCUCCGGGGAGCAGAUCCGCACCGAGGGGUUCCUGCACCUGCGCUACGAGGGCACCGACUGCGCCCUGAUGUGCUCGGCCAAGGGCCACCCGCCCACCGACCGCUCCUGCCGCGCCGGAGACUUCCUGGCCGCCUUCACCAGCCGGUACCAGGCGGAGUUCGGCUUCACCAUCCCGGGCCGCGCCGUGCUGGUGGACGACGUGCGCGUCCGCGGCACCGGCAGCAGCGGCGUCAGCUGCGACACCCCCCUGGAGCCCAGCGGGAAACUGCCCCGCGUGGAGACCGUGACGCGGUGCUAUUUCGAGGAGGGGUACAUGGACACCCCGGUGUUCCUGCUGGAGGAGCUGGGCUGCGGCCACAGCAUCCCCGGCCCCGCCAUCCUCAUCGACAAGAACAGCACCAUCGUGGUGGAGCCGGGCUGCACCGCCAGCAUCACCCAGUUCGGUGACAUCGACAUCGCCGUGGGCUCAGGGACCCCACGCGCCGUGGGGCCGCAGCUUGACGCCGUCCAGCUCUCCAUCUUCUCCCACCGCUUCAUGAGCAUCGCAGAGCAGAUGGGCCGUGUCCUGCAGCGCACGGCCAUCUCCACCAACAUCAAGGAGCGCCUGGACUUCUCGUGCGCGCUGUUUGGGCCGGACGGGGGGCUGGUGUCCAACGCGCCCCACAUCCCGGUGCACCUGGGCGCCAUGCAGGAGACCGUGCAGUUCCAGAUCCGUCACCUGGGCGAGGAGCUGCGGGACGGGGACGUGAUCCUGAGCAACCACCCGAGCGCCGGCGGCAGCCACCUGCCCGACCUCACCGUCAUCACCCCCGUGUUCUGGCCCGGCGAGCCCCGGCCCGUGUUCUUCGUGGCCAGCCGCGGGCACCACGCGGACAUCGGGGGCAGCACCCCCGGCUCCAUGCCCCCCCACUCCACCGCGCUGUGCCAGGAGGGGGCCACCUUCCUCUCCUUCAAACUGGUCCAGGGCGGCGUCUUCCAGGAGGAGGCGGUGACCGAGGCGCUGAUGGCGCCGGGCCGUGUCCCCGGCUGCAGCGGGACCCGCGCCCUGGGGGACAACCUGUCGGACCUGCGGGCGCAGGUGGCGGCGAACCGGCGCGGCAUCCGCCUGGUCACCGAGCUGAUCCAGCAGCACGGGCUGCCCGCCGUGCAGGCCUACAUGGGACACAUCCAGGCCAACGCGGAGGUGGCGGUGCGGGAGAUGCUGCGGGGCUUUGCCGCGGGCGGGAGGACGACGCUGGAGGCUGAGGACCAGAUGGAUGACGGGUCCCCCAUCCGGCUGCGGGUGCAGCUGGACCCCCGCGAGGGCAGCGCCGUGUUCGACUUCUCGGGCUCGGGCCCCGAGGUGCUGGGGAACCUGAACGCUCCCCGCGCCAUCACGCUGUCGGCGCUCAUCUACUGCCUGCGCUGCAUGCUGCGCCGCGACCUGCCGCUCAACCAGGGCUGCCUGGCCCCCGUGCGCGUGCUGAUCCCCAAGGGCUCCAUCCUGGACCCCUCCCCCGAGGCCGCCGUGGUGGGGGGCAACGUGCUGACGUCACAGCGCCUGGUGGAUGUGAUCCUGCGGGCGUUCGGCGCCUGCGCCGCCUCGCAGGGCUGCAUGAACAACGUGACAUUCGGGGACUCCCGCGUGGGUUACUACGAGACCGUGGCGGGGGGCGCGGGGGCGGGGCCGGGCUGGCGCGGCCGCGGGGGCGUGCACACGCACAUGACCAACACCCGCGUGACCGACCCCGAGAUCCUCGAGACCAGGUACCCGGUGGUGCUGGGGGGUCUGGGGGGUCUGGGGGUUCAGGGUCCCCCACGUGUCCCCAGGUACCCGGUGGUGCUGGGGGUUUGGGGGUUCAGGGUCCCCCACGUGUCCCCAGGUACCCGGUGGUGCUGGGGGGUUUGGGGGUUCAGGGUCCCCUGUCCCCAGGUGCCCGGUGGUGCUGGGGGUUUGGGGGUUCAGGGUCCCCCACGUGUCCCCAGGUACCCGGUGGUGCUGGGGGGUCUGGGGGUUCAGGGUCCCCCACGUGUCCCCAGGUACCCGGUGGUGCUGGGGGGUUUGGGGGUUCAGGGUCCCCCACGUGUCCCCAGGUACCCGGUGGUGCUGCGGCGGUUCGCGCUGCGGGGGGGCUCGGGGGGCGCGGGGCGCUGGCCGGGGGGCGACGGUGUCAUCCGGGAGCUGCUGUUCCGCCGGGCCCUGCUGCUGUCGGUGCUGAGCGAGCGCCGCGCCGUGCCGCCCUACGGGAUGGCGGGGGGUCACCCCGGGGCGCGGGGGCUGAACCUGCUGCUGCGCCGGGACGGCCGAACCGUCAGCCUGGGGGGGAAGAGCUCGGUGACUGUGGAGCCGGGGGACGUUUUCCGCCUGCUGACCCCCGGCGGGGGGGGCUACGGCCCCCCAGGAGAGGGGGAUGGGGCCGGGGGGGACCCCCCCGGGGACAGGGGACCCCCCCGGGACCCCCGGGACCCCCCGGUGCCGCCGCGGAGCUUCCUGGAGCGCGGGAGCCUCUUCGAGUUCCGGCGCGCGCAGGAGACCGUGUGAGCGCCGCCCCACAGCCGGGGGGCAGCCCCACAGCCCCCCCACAGCCGGGGGGCAGCCCCAUAGCCCCCCCGCCAUGGGGCAGCCCCACAGCCCCCCCACAGCCGGGGGGCGGCCCCAUAGCUCCCCCUCCAUGGGGCAGCCCCAUAGCCCCCCCGCCAUGGGGCAGCCCCACAGCCCCCCCACAGCCGGGGGGCAGCCCCAUAGCCCCCCCGCCAUGGGGCAGCCCCACAGCCCCCCCACAGCCGGGGGGCGGCCCCAUAGCUCCCCCUCCAUGGGGCAGCCCCAUAGCCCCCCCACCAUGGGGCAGCCCCACAGCCCCCCCACAGCCGGGGGGCAGCCCCAUAACCCAACCACACAUGGGCCAUGGGGCAGCCCCACAUCCCAACUGCACAUACAGCCAAUGGGGCAGCCCCACAUCCCAACCACACCAUGGGGCAGCCCCACAACCCCCUAUGCUAUGGGGCAGACCCUCACGCCCCCCACGCGAUGGGGCAGCCCCACAUCCCAACUGCACACACAGCUGGAGGGCAGCCCCACAACCCAACCACACCAUGGGGCAGCUCCGCAGCCCCCCCACCACGGGGCAGCCCCACACCCCCCCCACAGCCGGGGGGCAGCCCCACAUCCCAACCACAUACACAGCCCAUGGGGCAGCCCCACAUCCCAACCACACACGCACAAUCUGUGGGGCAGCCCCCCAAACCCAAUGCACAGCCCAAGGAGCAGCCCCUCAACUCCAGCUCUGGGGGGCUGCCCCCCAACUCCAGACACGCACACACUCCGUGGGGCAGCCCCACAGCCCCAGGUACAGACCCCAGCGCAUGUACGCACACGCCGUGGGGCAGCCCCCCAACCCAGGUAUGCACAUUCUAUGGGGCAGCCCCCCAACCAGCUACGCACACACUAUGGGGCAGCCCCACAACCCAGCUACGCACAUUCUAUGGGGCAGCCCCCCAACCCAGCUACGCACACUCUAUGGGGCAGCCCCCCAACCCAGGUACGCACACACCGUGGGGCAGCCCCCCAACCCAGCUAUGCACAUUCUAUGGGGCAGCCCCCCAACCCAGCUACGCACACGCCGUGGGGCAGCCCCCCAACCCCAGCACUCCAAGAAGCAGCACCCCCCUCCAUACACAAUCUAUGGGGCAGCCCCCCAACUCCACAGGCACUGUGGGGCAGCUCCCCACUCCCACAGACCCCAGGGGCACACGUGGGGCUCAGCCCCCCCAGUGGAGGGACCGAGCCCCGAAUGUCGGGGGCUCCCCCCACCCCCCAAUAAACGAGCCCUCGGGCCCCACCUGC